GACCCGACACCGUCGUUGUGAACGCUUCGUCCCCGUCGGGUGAGAUCCGAGACGCGAGUUGGGCCCCGAGUGGCCUUACGACGAGUCCCGAUGUGGGCCCCGAUGUGGCGCAAAGUUCAGUCAACGUGCAACUUCGUACGCUGAGAAGUCGGAAGAUGAGCUGGAUGAGCUCCAUGCCAAGAUGGACUCGAGGAAAAGAUAGAAAAGGACGUCCGAAUGAGCCCGAGGACGAGCAGCACCAGAACCUGCUCGAAGAUGUGGACAUGUUUGAUGGGAGACCACAUCGAGUCGCAGUCCAAGAACGACUUCGUUGUCGAGCUUUGGACUCGAGUUUGCGUUUGGCGCCCUAG
This is a messenger RNA of Durusdinium trenchii, 350 nucleotides long. NCBI's taxonomy places the organism in Eukaryota, Dinophyceae, Suessiales, Symbiodiniaceae. The record is from the annotation of a GenBank genome assembly.